AUGGAGGGUCACGACCACUGCGGGCAGGCUUUGCUGCAGAUUGGGAUCAACAUGAUGGCGUUGCCUGGAGGCCGCCACCUGGACUCCAUCCCUCUGCCGGGUCAGCGCUCUUACAUGGCUCUUUCGGGUCCAGGCCUGAAGGAAGGGGGUGUGAGUGUGUCCCGCUGGAGGGGUCCAGAGCUUUUCCCUGCCCAGCACCACACACUUCCUCUGUGCCACGUGCUGGUCCCAGGUGCUGUGAUUCAGCAGCUCAUAACCCCUAUGUUUGGGAGGAAAGAACAGCUGAAGCCUGGGCUGUCUCACCAGGAGGCAGCAGUCCAUCGUGGUGCUGUUCCCGGCUGCAGGCUGCACCUGAUGCAGGUGGACUCGGUCCAGCGCUGGAUGGAGGACCUGAAGCUCAUGACCGAGUGUGAGUGCAUGUGCGUCCUGCAGGCGAAGCCCAUCAGCCUGGAGGAAGAGGCACAGAGUGACCUCAUCCUGGCCGGCGGCCCUGGCCCCGGAGACCCCCUGCAGCUGCUUCUCAAGAGGGGCUGGGUCAUCAGCACUGAGCUGCGCAGGAUCGGGCAGAAGCUGGCCCAGGACCGCUGGGCACGCGUCCACAGCAUGAGUGUGCGUCUGACUUGCCAUGCCCGCUCCAUGGUCAGCGAGUACAGCGCUGUCAGCAGGAGCUCCUCGCAGGAGAUGGGCCAGAUUGAGAAACUGCUGAUGGAGAAAUGCUCAGAGCUCUCAGCGGUCACAGAGAGGUGCCUCCAGGUGGAGAAUGAGCACGUCCUGAAGUCGAUGAAGGCCUGUGUGAGUGAAACCUUGAGCACACUGGGCCAGCACUUUGGCCAGCUGCUGGAGCUGGCCCUGACCCGGGAGGUACAGGCACUGGUGAGAAAAAUCAAUGCCUCAGACAAUAUCUACACCACAGAAUCCACCACAGGGAACCUGUUCAGCCUGACCCAGGAGGGGGCUCCCUUGUGCCGCAUCAUCGCCAAGGAGGGUGGUGUCGUAGCCCUCUUCAAAGUCUGCCGGCAGGAUAGUUUCCGGUGCUUGUACCCCCAGGCGCUCCGCACGCUGGCCUCCAUCUGCUGUGUGGAAGAGGGUGUCCACCAGCUGGAGAAGGUGGACGGCGUUCUUUGCCUGGCCGACAUCCUGACCGAUGACAGCCACUCAGAGGCCACACGGGCUGAGGCUGCGGCUGUGGUUGCCCAGGUCACCUCCCCACACCUGCCCUUUACUCAGCACCUCGGCAGCUUUCUGGAGAGCAUGGAAGAAAUCGUGACAGCUCUUGUCAAACUGUGCCAAGAGGCGUCGUCUGGGGAAGUCUUCCUGCUGGCUUCUGCGGCCCUUGCCAACAUCACCUUCUUUGACACGAUGGCCUGCGAGAUGCUUCUGCAGCUGAAUGCCAUCCGUGUCCUCCUGGAAGCUUGCAGCGACAAGCAGAGAGUGGAUACGCCUUACACCCGGGAUCAGAUUGUGACCAUCUUGGCAAACAUGUCUGUCCUGGAGCAGUGUGCCUCUGACAUCAUUCAGGAGAACGGGGUCCAGCUUAUCAUGGGCAUGCUGUCCGAGAAGCCAAGGUCUGGAACCCCUGCCGAGGUGGCGGCUUGUGAGCGAGUCCAGCAGAAGGCUGCUGUGACACUGGCCCGUCUCAGCCGAGACCCAGCUGUGGCCCGGGAGGCCGUGCGGCUGAGCUGUAUGUCCCGGCUCAUCGAGCUCUGCAGAUCGCCCUCUGAGAGGAACAGCAGCGAUGCUGUGCUUGUGGCUUGCCUGGCUGCUCUGCGUAGACUGGCUGGAGUUUGCCCGGAAGGCCUCCAGGACUCCGACUUCCAGCAACUGGUCCAGCCCCGGCUUGUGGACUCUUUCUUACUCUGCAGCAACAUGGAGGAGAGCUUUGUGUAGGAAGGGUGGGAGAGGAAAGCCAUUUGGCCCCCUUCUCAUGCCCCCUCUGAGUACAUUCCUGCGAUCAACCUGAGUACCCGUCAGCUCCCUCACCUCUUUAUUUAUACUUAAUUUAUUUUUUACAUGAAAUGGACAAGGGCUAAAUACUCUAGUAACAUCAGGCAGUCUGUGGUCCUAGGAGUCUUUUUUGUUUUUAUUUUUGACUUCUGUGACUUUUCAGUUGCAGAUGUUGAAAUGCAUAGUGACUAAUAUGGCAGACUGUCAUGGGCGAUUUCCCUUCAUCUUGCUUUCUCUAUUUUCACUAUGUAACCUUGCCUCACUUUUCCUCCACUUUGGAACCAGGGUAUGCUAACUGCCCAGCAGUCUUUUGGCUUUUUUUCUUUUUAAGUUGGCUUGCUCCUUUCUAAAAGAUUUUAAAUAAAUUUCAUAGUUGGACAGAACA
Lynx canadensis (Canada lynx) is the source of this 2329-nucleotide messenger RNA. RefSeq names its product INSC spindle orientation adaptor protein (gene INSC). Lineage: Eukaryota; Metazoa; Chordata; Mammalia; Carnivora; Felidae. Gene Ontology annotation, biological process: establishment of mitotic spindle orientation; apical protein localization; regulation of asymmetric cell division. The record is from RefSeq and is a predicted model, not a curated record. Gene Ontology annotation, molecular function: protein binding; cytoskeletal adaptor activity. The coding region runs from base 1 to 1887 and encodes 628 amino acids. Gene Ontology annotation, cellular component: apical cortex. The transcript is spliced from 14 exons.